CAAACACAAUGCUUAGAGAUGAGCAUGUGUGAGCAUAUGUGAGCAUGUGAGCUAAUGUAAGCUCGCUGAGCGAUCGGCUGUCCGUAUACACUGACUUUGCGUUUCUUAUGCAGUUGUAAUUUCAAUCAAAGGAACACAGUGUCUAUAUUAAACAUUAUCAUAUUUAAUUUAUUUCCAUUUGAAAUUUAAACGCACAAACUGUAAAUAUGCCACAAUACACAGUUAAAGUUAAAUGGGGCAAAGAGCUUUAUCCUAAUGUUGAAGUUAACACGGAUGAGGAACCAAUGUUAUUUAAAGCUCAACUUUAUGCACUAACAGGAGUACAACCAGAAAGACAAAAAGUAAUGUUAAAAGGAAUAACGUUGAAAGAUGAUUGUUGGGGGAAUAUUGGUUUGAAAGAUGGUGUUACUGUAUUAAUGAUGGGUUCCAAAGAAGAGGAUGUACCAACAGAACCAAAAGAAAAACCUUUGUUCUUGGAAGAUAUGAAUGAAUCUGAAUUGGCUACCGCAUUAGAUUUGCCAGCUGGUUUGGCUAAUCUUGGAAAUACCUGUUAUCUUAAUGCAACCGUACAAUGUCUUAAAACUGUACCAGAGUUAAGAGAAGCUUUAAAAAGUUAUGCCGGCACCAUAACAAAUAUUGCAGGUUCUUCUCAUACGUUUGCACAGAACAUAACUGCCUCUUUAAGAGAUCUUUAUGACAAUAUGGAUAGAGGAUCGCCCUUUCCACCUCUUAUACUUUUACAAAUGAUGCAUGUAGCUUUUCCAAGAUUUGCUGAAAAAUUUGAACACGGUGUUUUCCAACAGCAAGAUGCCAACGAAUGUUGGACCGAACUUGUCAGAAUGCUUCAACAAAAACUACCCGCUAAGGCAAAUCCAGAUGCUGUGGAGGAUGAUCCUCAAGCUUAUAAGCCUCGAUCACUGAUAGAACAAUACUUUGGAGGAACAUUCGAUACAGAAUUGAAAUGUAUUGAAUCGGAAGAUGAAUCGCCUACUAAAGGAAAGGAAGAAUUUUUACAAUUGAGUUGUUUCAUUUCAACGGAUGUCAAAUAUAUGUAUUCUGGUCUAAGAAAUAAAAUGCAAGAACAAAUUACAAAAAUGUCUGAGAGUCUUGGGAGAGAUGCAUUGUAUACUAAAACGUCAAAGAUUAAUAGGUUACCAGCCUAUUUAACUAUUCAAUUCGUUCGAUUUUUUUAUAAAGAAAAAGAGGCCAUUAAUGCAAAAAUUUUAAAAGAUGUUAAAUUUCCAUUGGAAUUUGACGCAUUUGAGUUGUGCAGUAGCGAACUUCAAACCAAACUUACACCGAUGCGUGAAAAAUUUAAAAAAUAUGAAGAUAGCUUGAUAGAAGAAGCUGCCAAAAUGAAAGACAAGAAAGAUAAAAGUGAUGAAAAUAAACCAAAAAUGAAAGAUGAACAAUUUUGGUUUAAAAAUGAUUUAGGAUCCAAUAAUAGCGGUUAUUAUACAUUACAAGCAGUUUUAACUCAUAGGGGUCGAUCAAGUAGUAGUGGACAUUAUGUUGCAUGGGUUCAUCAGAAAAAUGAUACAUGGUUGAAGUGUGACGAUGACACUGUUAGUAUUGUUACUAGUGAAGAAGUAUUAAAGCUUAGUGGAGGUGGUGAUUGGCAUUGUGCAUAUGUUCUUCUAUAUGGUCCACGAAUCUUAAAAGUACCUGAGACUGAGACAAAGAUAUGUGAUGCGUCAUCUAUGGAAUAAGUAGCAGUCUAUAAAUAAACAAUUUCUUUGGAUAUAAUUUUCCAGAAACAAAACAACCAACAGAUAUCCGCAGUGAAAAAUGUGGAUUUUGUACGCUGAUUUAAAUAUUAUCUUAAAUAUGCUGCUAUCCUAUGUAUAAAUGAUUCAUGGUAUACGCAAAAAAGUAAUUGCAGCAUUAAUUUCAAAUAAAAUAUGAAAUUACUGAGGACAACAAACUGCUAUGCGGUUAUUUCUAUAUAAAUGCAUAUAAUCGUGAUAUUAAUAAAUGCAUUUUUCUUUCUUUUUAUUUUUUCAUUUAUUUUCUUAAGAUCAUUUAUAUGACUUGUUAUCUUAUAAACUAAUCAAAAAGUAUUUACUUACUUCGCAACGUUCUUGUGUUAUUUUAAAAUGUUAUAAUUAAAUGAUCCGAACGCAUAUAUUUCAUUGAAAAUGAUUUCGGGUCGAUAUACUUUUACAAACUGCUUUAUAAAGUUGUAACGAAAUAAAGCUUUCACACAAAGAA
Molecule: messenger RNA, 2211 nt
Organism: Polistes canadensis
Lineage: Eukaryota; Metazoa; Arthropoda; Insecta; Hymenoptera; Vespidae
Gene: Usp14
Product: ubiquitin carboxyl-terminal hydrolase 14
Exons: 6
Coding region: 207-1709 (500 amino acids)
Biological process (GO): protein deubiquitination; proteasome-mediated ubiquitin-dependent protein catabolic process; regulation of proteasomal protein catabolic process
Molecular function (GO): protein binding; cysteine-type deubiquitinase activity; proteasome binding
Source: RefSeq, a predicted model, not a curated record